Molecule: messenger RNA, 1161 nt
Organism: Gryllus bimaculatus (two-spotted cricket)
Lineage: Eukaryota; Metazoa; Arthropoda; Insecta; Orthoptera; Gryllidae
Source: the annotation of a GenBank genome assembly
CGCGCCUUGUACGAAAGUGAGAUAAUACUGUGCAAUCGUAAUAAACAAGAAGACAAGUUUACUUUUAGUUUUUCUUAGUUAUGAAGUAAAAACGAAGAAAAAAUGCAUCAAACUGACCAUUAUGAAGCUCUGAGGGAGAGAGGCCAUGACCCAAGUAUGAUAAUUUUCUCUGAACCGGCCAGAAGAGAAAGUAUUAAGGGAGAAACACACUUCUCUAAUUCUCUCAAUGACUAUCCUGUUGAUAAAAUCAAAUCCAGUAGUAGGUACCAGAAGCUGCCACUUAGAAUGCUAAUAUCUCAGACUGCAUAUCGUGAUCCAGAAACAAGAUUUCAUGAAAAAAAACAACUUAAUUUUCCAUCAAAAUCUCAAGAGGAUAUUUUAUCAGUUUCAGCUAAAAUAAUGCAAAGAGAUACUUAUCCAUACUCUCAAUAUUCAAGGCAUACAAAACAUGACGUUGUAUCAUCAUCAAUCAAGAUGUGGUUAAAAAAUCCUCAUACUAGAAAUAGCAGUAAAGCAUUACAAACAAGUGGAUUUAUUGAAGAUUCAGCCAAUUGCUCAGAACUUAAUGGUUUUCCACGAAAUUCUUCAAUUGCAUAUAAUGAGAGCUGUGAGAAGGAAAGUCCCUUUAUUCAGGAAGAAAUUCUUAAGACAGAAGACAUUAAGAAAAAUGAAAUUAAUGGAAUACGGGAAUGUUCGCAUAACCAAUUUGAGUCUGAUGAUAACAAAGAUGUACCUAAUAGAUUAAUAAUACAUACAGAUGAGUUAUUUUCAUUUGGAGAUCAUAAUUCUGAUUAUGAAAAUAAUGAACUAUUUAAUGAUAGAUUUUAUUUGUCAAGGAUGGAAAACUCACAAAUUUCACCAUCAAAAUACUCCAUUGCAUCCAAGACUAAUUCAAUAGAAUUUAUUUGGGACCCCGUGACUUCACAGUCUUUGAAUGAAAUUAAUUUUGAUUUUCAGGAAAAAAAUUUAAAUGUUUCUCCAAAAUCUUCCACUUCUAAUUCAUAUCCAAAUGAAUACUAUGAUGUAUCAGAUCACAUAGAAUUUUUGAAUGCAGAUAAUUCUUUCACUUCAUUUGAAAACAUAAGCACAACAGAAGCAUCUGUCCAUGGAGCUGGAACUAUUUCCACUAGAGGUACAUAGUAUGGAGGAUUGACCUAGAUG